UAAUGGAGAAAAGGGUGAUGAUUUUGAUGAUUUUGAUGACAAUCAUGAAAUUUGGGUAUGGGAAAGCUGAAUUACAUUACGUCGGAGGAGGUAAGAGUAGUUGGGCUCCCAACAUCAACUUCUCCGAUUGGUCUUCUCAACAGACCUUUCACUUGGGUGAUUGGCUAUAUUUUGGAUUUAACAAGUACCAGUACAAUGUGCUGGAGGUGAAAGAGACAAGCUACGAAAACUGCAUUGACAAAGACUUCAUAAAGAACAUAACGAAGGGAGGACGAGACGUGUUUCAGCUGACAGAGCCUAAAACCUACUACUUUCUCUCCGGUGGAGGCUACUGCUUCAGUGGAAUGAAAGUGGCCAUCGACGUCCAUGGCGACCGCCCUACUCCCGCCCCCGCCCCCACUGCUAAUCGCUCUUCAACGGCGGUGCCACCAGUGCCUUCCAUGGGCCAUCUCACGACUCCUCUUCUGCUGAUACUUGUUGUCACUUCAUCGUUGGUGUAUGUGGACUGUCUCCAAUAUUUUAGUUGAUGCUUCUUCACAAUAAUUUGUGAAUUGUAGUAAUUUUACCUUGAUUUUUAGAGAGAGAUGUGAUUUUUGUUUUCUUAACUAAUUACUUUUUUUUAUCGAACCUUAUACAAAAGUGUUUCUAUAGUUCUUUCUUAUAUGGACUCCACAUAUGAUUAUAUGUAUAGGACGGGAAAGUAGUCAUGUUUAA
This is a messenger RNA of Humulus lupulus (European hop), 714 nucleotides long. RefSeq names its product early nodulin-like protein 20. The transcript has 2 exons. NCBI's taxonomy places the organism in Eukaryota, Viridiplantae, Streptophyta, Magnoliopsida, Rosales, Cannabaceae. The coding region runs from base 3 to 527 and encodes 174 amino acids. Gene Ontology annotation, cellular component: plasma membrane. The record is from RefSeq and is a predicted model, not a curated record. Gene Ontology annotation, molecular function: electron transfer activity.